Messenger RNA from Closterium sp. Naga37s-1, 937 nucleotides. The record is from the annotation of a GenBank genome assembly. NCBI's taxonomy places the organism in Eukaryota, Viridiplantae, Streptophyta, Zygnematophyceae, Desmidiales, Closteriaceae.
UUAUGAAUGCAAGCUGUGUCUGACUCUCCACAACAACGAAGGCAACUAUCUCGCGCACACGCAAGGCAAGCGGCACCAGCAGAACCUGGCCAAGCGAGCAGCUAAGGAGGCACAGGAGGCUCCGGCGCUGCCCCAACCCGCUCGGCCCAGAGUGAACCCAAGGAAGACAGUGAAGAUCGGUCGACCUGGUUACCGUGUUACCAAACAGUUUGAUCCUGAAACGCACCAACGAUCGCUGCUCUUCCAGAUCGAGUACCCAGAGAUAGAGGACGGGGUGAAGCCACGCCACCGAUUCAUGUCUUCCUAUGAGCAGCGAGUUGAGUCGUGGGACAAGAACUUUCAGUACCUGUUGUUUGCAGCAGAGCCGUACGAAAUCAUAUCUUUCAAGAUCCCCAGCACAGAGAUUGACAAGACCCCAUCCAAAUUCUUCUCGCACUGGAACCCCGAUACCAAGACAUUCACAAUGGUGGCUGCUGAGAUGGCUGCUGCUGAGAUGAUGGCUGCUGGGAUGGUUGCUAAUGAAGUGGUGGCUGCUGAUAUGGUGGCUGCUGAGAUGGUGGCUGCUGGCAUGGUUGCUGCUGAAGUGGUGGCUGCUGAUAUGGUGGCUGCUGAGUUGGUGGAUGCUGAGAUGGUGGCUGCUGAGAUGGUGGCUGCCGAGAUGGUGUCUGCUGGUCUCCUCUGCGACCACUCCUCCUUUGCCGCCGCACUUCCAUCCUUGCCAUUCUGGCUCGUUGUGCCGCACCCGUCCGGCUCCGUAACCCAUCCCCGCCCUCUGGCUCCCUUGCACGCUGGUCGGCUCCCCGUUCGCCACGGGUCUGCUGCACACGGGCCUCUUCGACCCCAAAGAGGUAGUUCGCCAUUGCAGCACACUCGGCCCAGCAUCUCCUCACGAGUUUGCCAAACUUCCGCUUCGUGCAGCAGUUUGCGAGCUUCUUGA